CAGCUGUGAAGCCACAAACACACGCACACACACAUACGCUACAGCGCUGUCUCUAUGCAAGGUUUGUUUGGACAACGAAUGAAUCGGAAAUUCCACAGAGACCGGAACUCUGAAAGUAUGGUGUUUGCAAUAUUAGUACUAUCAGUCUGGGCUGAGCCGACUCCGUGACGUGGAAGUUAUUUAGCCUUUAGCGCUGUAUUGGUUGAUAAAGGAGAAAACGAGUGGAUAGGUUUUCCAGCUGCAACGUUGCAGACUUGCUACAAGCUAGCAUCGGAGUAGUUCCCCAACCGGCUUCAUUAGCUUAGCUCGCUAGCAAGCUAACAUGCUGAUGUAGCUACAGCUGUGGUGCACUCGAGUAAACGCAGAGGGAGACUGUCUGUGUCUCUUUAAUUUUGUUUACAUUUUAAUUUUAACGCUGAGUAGUAUGGAAAUAUUGCCACAGCCGUUGUGAAAUAGCGAGAGCUUUGUUCGGGUGACGUGACAGACCGGGAGCUUGUGAGGUUGGGCUGCUGAGAUAGUUAUGAGCAGUUUCAACAUUACAACCACAACCUCCACAUUACGCUCGUCUUUGAGUGCCGACGGUAAAGGUUCGCCGGUCAGCGUUGACCCUACCAACAACAACAACAACAAAGAGUGGGAAUUGGGAAGCGAUGUGUUUUCGUACUGUCACGAGAUGAGUCCAAUGGAUGAAACAAUGCAAGCAAGUAUGUCCUCAGUCCAGUCGGGACUGGACGGACACCUGCCGCUUCUACACGCCAGACAUCACAGCGCCCAGGACGGGCUGUUGUUGGACUUGAACUCCCCGACAGGCUACCUCGACGGCAGUUCCCUGGAGUACAGCGACAACGACGGGAACAGCGCUGGUCCGCUGUUCGAGAGGAGAAAGAGGUCGCGGUCCAACAGCUCCAGGCACCGCUUCAGCGAUGUGGUCACGGAGCUCGGUCCAGAGGAGGUACGGUGGUUUUACAAAGAGGACAAGAAAACUUGGAAGCCCUUUGUCGGACAUGACUCGCUUAAAAUUGAGCUUAUGUUUCGGAAAUACUGUGAGCUGAACCCCAGAGCGGCAGGCUUCCAGGUCGGCGGUGGGCCGGAAGAGUUCGCUAAUAACGGCGUGGAGAGCAAAGGGUUGAACGGUGCUGUGCCGGUGGAGACGAGGACCAGCAGUGUUCACGGAGGCCUGGGCUCCCAGGACACAUCCACCGUGUCCUCGGAUGAGAGGGACCUUGACAGCAUUGAGAUCAACAUUGAGCCUGUGUGUGUCCGGGGAGGUCUCUAUGAGGUGGAUAUUAUAGAGAGGGAAUGCAGUCCUGUUUACUGGAAGCAACAGGACCAUAUUCCAGUCAUGAGAGGCCAGUGGUUUAUUGAUGGUACCUGGCUCCCGUUAGAGGAAGAGGAAAGUGACCUCAUCGAACAGGAGCACCUGAACCAUUUCCGUGGACAACAGAUGCAGGACACCUUCGAGACGGAUUUGGUGGUCAGGACCGUCGAUAGCAAAGAUGUUCUCUCCCACCUGCCCCCCUUCUACCUCCCUUUUCUGUUCAAAUGGAGUGGAUAUCAGACGAGUGCUAAAACUGCUCACAAGCGCAAACGCUGCCAAGCCAUCCACAGUCUGAAGCUGAGUCGGACCCAUGUGGAUUGGCACAGCGUGGAUGAGGUAUACCUCUACAGCGAUGCCACCACUUCCAAAAUUGCACGCACCGUCACCCAGAAACUGGGCUUUUCCAAAGCCUCCAGCAGUGGAACACGGCUCCAUCGGGGUUUUGUUGAGGAGGCCUCACCUGAGGACAGACCUCCUCAAACUACACACGUUGUCUUCGUGGUCCACGGGAUUGGACAGAAGAUGGACCAGGGACGCAUUAUUAAAAACACUGGAAUGCUGAGGGAGGGUGUGAGGAAGAUGGAGGAGAAGCACUUUUCGGAGCACAAUGAUGAGCAUGUGGAGUUCCUGCCUGUUGAGUGGCGCUCCAAACUUGCACUGGAUGGAGAUACAGUUGACUCAAUAACACCAGACAAAGUGAGAGGACUGAGGGAUUUACUGAACAGCAGCGCCAUGGACAUCAUGUAUUACAACAGCCCCCUUUACCGGGAUGAGAUUACCAAGGGCCUAACAAAGGAACUAAACAGACUGUACACACUUUUCUGCUCCCGAAACCCCGGGUUUGAAGAGAGAGGAGGCAAGGUGUCUAUUGUCUCCCACUCCCUCGGCUGCGUCAUCACCUAUGACAUCAUGACAGGGUGGGAUCCUGUGCGCUUCUGCCUGCAGGAGCAUCAUGCUGUGGAAGAGGAACUGGACCUGCACUGGAUGUCCUAUGAGGAGAGGCACCUUUUAGAGCAGCUACGGCAAACAAGGACAAGGUUACGAGAGCUAGAAAAUCGGCUCCUCACUCUGGAGGCCUCUAAACCUUCGGCUCCUCCAGCCCUAAAAUUUAAGGUGGAAAACUUCUUCUGCAUGGGUUCUCCUCUGGCGGUGUUCUUGGCCCUGAGGGGGAUCCGCCCUGGCACCAGCUGUCACCAGGACCACAUCCUGCCUACCACCAUCUGCAACAGACUCUUCAAUGUCUUCCACCCCACAGACCCUGUGGCCUACAGACUGGAGCCCCUCAUCCUCAAACAUUACAGCAAUAUUUCACCCGUUCAAAUACACUGGUGUAGCGCCACAAAUCCAACACCUUACGAUGAGAUCCGGCCUACCUUCCUCAACCCAGUGAAAGACCCAACAUCUGACACUGAGAGCAUCCCCAGCCCGAGCACUUCCCCCGUCCUCGCCCGCAGGCACUAUGGAGAGUCCAUCACCAGUCUGGGCAAGGCCAGCAUACUGGGUGCGGCGAGCAUAGGCAAAGGCAUUGGAGGCAUCCUCUUCUCUCGUUUCUCCCGCUCCAACAGCCAGCCCUCAGUGUCUUUAGGACUUGAGGGAGGAGCAAACACUGAGGAAGAGGAGCAGAAGCGCACAGAAAGCCAGUCAGCAUACGGCCUGUCCGCUAUGACUCGGCCCACCUCACCCACUGUCGACACAUCACUGGAGCUGGAACGACGCAUGGACUUUGAGCUCCGAGAGGGUCUGGUGGAGAGUCGCUACUGGUCAGCAGUGACUUCACACACAGGCUACUGGUGCUCACACGACAUAGCACUCUUCCUGUUGACCUUCAUAUACAAGCAGAACACACCACCCUCUGACCUGGCAGAAGAUACUCCAGAACCAGACUGAGGCAGCACAUUUGUUACAACAUGUACACACUUGAAUGGUGUCUUAUAAAAGGGGUCAUUUUCUUGACAUAAGACACAAAAAUAAACUUCAUACAUGGACACAAACUGACUAACCCCCCCCCCCCCCCCCCCCCCUUUUUGUUCCCUCCCAUAGCUUCUUAUCAUCCAGCUGUUUUAACACUUGGGAAUAAUUACUAACACACCGACUCAAUUACAAAAUGUGCAUUUUUGUCCGAUUUGUGUAGUAUGUACACAAUUGCGCACCCUAAGGGUGACCGUGUCGGACUAGGAACCCCUAAGGAGGUGCACCUUUUGCCAGUAUGACAACAAGCUGCAUAAAGACAUGGAAUAUGAGACUAAUGACUUUGGCACACCCAGAGGAUGAGAGUUCUGAUUCACGCCCAAGUCUACAACCUUAAACAGCUGAAGCCUGUUUAUAAAGUGUCCAUACAUGUCCUCUUAAUCAGUGCUUGAAUCCAGCCUCUCUGUCUCAACCUCAAUAUGGAGCCAUGUGACACUUUUGUCUUUACCCAUCUUACAAAACUUAUGCUAACAGGAAAAUGCAAUGCCUUUCAAGAUUAGCCAAAUAGCAUUAUUCAGUAAACAGAAUAUUUUUGUUUAGCUUUUCUUAAAAACUUAGGGCAUUAUCCAUGUUUUUGAAUUAUACAGAAAGACAUUUAACAUGCUAUUUUCAGUUUAUUUCCUUUUUCAUUUAUUUUUGUUUUCGCCUCUUUCUAACAUGUUUUUGACUCUUGAAAUACAUAUGUACCAAAUGAAAACAUGAGCGGAGCGCCACUUUUAUAUGUUACGCAGUCGUCUAAAGCAGAAUUUUCGUUCAUGUUUAAUUUUCUGCAACUGAACAGUAGAACGUUUGUUAUAAAGUACUGAAACAGUAACAUUUACAGCUGAACAUCAUUAGUUUCCACGUUCCAUGAUGCAUUUCUAUAUACAUGCGUCUUGCAUCGUGACAUGCAUAUCUAUGCUCUUUAUCAAGAGCCAGACGUGAAGUUAUUUUCUUACACAAGUUCUACACAAGUUUAUGUCCAAAUAUCUCUUGGUGAUGUCAUUUACAAGACAAGAGGUCUCACUCAAAAGCAAUCACAGUCAUUCAAACUAAUUUCCAUGCUUCUGUAUUAAGGAUAGGAUAUGGAGAGAAUUUUCUGUGCUAUAUCUCUAUAUUGAUAUCCAGAUGAAAUCAGUGGUACUAGAUGUAUUUUUUCUUAAAAAAAGAAAAAUAUUUUUCCUAGCAAUUUUAGGGCUCUUGUGGAUAGAAAACUGGGAUCUCAUCUCUUUGGGAAAAUGGCAUUCAAACUUGUGGCCAAAUGACAUUUUUGUGUCUAGCUCAUUAGCUACUUGGUUUUAAUUAUGCUAAGGCUAAUUCCUGCUCUGUGAAAAAGUAAUUGGCCUAAGAGGAAAGUUGCUCCAUUUUUUUAAAUUUUUAUUUGGAGGUUUUUGUCUUACGUAGCAUGCAAAAGUUCAUUGUACCCCGUUUGCCUUUUUUUAUGUGACCAAUUCACACUUUCCCCUUUUCAGCAAUGGAUAUGUCAGCUUGUCUUUGUGUUUGAGUGGGAAAGAAGGGGUUCUUUACGUUUAAAAACCUGCUUUCCAGCCACGAGAUGUGUCACUGCCUAACUGACACUACAUGCAAAUUUACUCCCAGGAAGAAAAACAAAUGUGGACCAUUGCCUUAGGUUUGUCAGAGCAGUUGUUAAAAAGAAAAAAUGAUGAUGGUGAUCAUGCGCCUGCCAAAUGGGGUUAUUUAAAAACACACCCAGUUAUGCAGAAACUUGAAAAUUAAUUGUGAAUGGAUGUUGGAACAAGACGACAUUGCAGAGAGUGCCAACUUACAUCUAAGAAACUGCUUUGGGUUCUUUAUCGAGCAGAAAACCACUCAUUUACAAUGGAUGAAGAAACUGAAUUACCCAGAUUAACGUUUAUGGGGUUAGUUACUUGUGACAGAUUUGAUUGUAAGUGUCAAAUUUGUGUCCUACUUGUUGCAAUGUCAUAGUUAUCACAGAGUUUUUGUUUUAAAUUUGUUAUGGUGUGACCUGCUGCAAUCAAGGGCUGUUGUUGUUCCCUUAAUCAAAUCCAUUAUUGAUUUUUAAUGGCUCUGUUGUGCAUGCAGAGGCCUGCUUAAAGAAACCAGGCUGCCUGUCAGAUGAUUGGGAAGUAAUAUGAAAGCAGGCACAAAUAAGGGAGAGUGAUACGAAAGUGUUUCUAUGAUCUGGUGCAUUUUGCCUGUACAUCAGCUACGAAUUGCACAGAAAUUAUGUAGAAAAAAAGUCUAUUGUUGUUUUUUUUACGUGUUUAUUUUUGUUUAGCAUGUUGUACAUUACAUUUGGAAGCAGUUUUAACAUGUUACUUGGACAGCAGGCAUGCAAUUUGCUAAGGAGACCUUAGACAGCAUAGUGAAAAUUACAAGGACAGUUCCAUUGUUGCUUCUCCGUCACCAUCACAAUAACAACAACGUUCCUGCCAGUGUAUGUGAAAUUUGUACAUUGUCCAUAUUAGCAACUCUUGAUUCAAGCACAGAUUUACAGCUGUACUCGCUGAAAAGGAAGGGCAACUUUGUCACGAUACGUCGUUCUCCCUUUGACUACAUGAGCAUUUAACGCACAACAUUUUCAAUGAUGAUGGUUUCUUUUUCUUGUUAAAGGCAGCAUAAGCAUCAUCAGGGAAAUGCCCGCUGUUACGUGUUUCACCGCUCUGUAAGAUUCAGCACUGUCGUGGACACCAGUCUGAAGCCAUUAUGAGGGUAAAGAAUUAACUGCUGUCACGGAUGUGUCUUUGAAAUGUUCUGAGGUAAAUAAAGAGGGGGCUGUAGCCAUAUGAAAUCAUUUAUUGGGUGAGAAAGAGAAAUAAGCAUUUAAGUUUAAGUGUUUGGUGGUCAAACUUUGAAUGGAGGUCUGAAAAGUGUUUUUGUCUGUCCUUAGAGAUGUGCAAUAACUCAUGCCUGUAAUGGAUUCUAACUGCCAUCCAAAGCACUGUAUUUAUUUCCUAUUAAAAGCAUUUUCUUUUUUUUUUGGA
Molecule: messenger RNA, 6231 nt
Organism: Scatophagus argus
Lineage: Eukaryota; Metazoa; Chordata; Actinopteri; Scatophagidae
Gene: ddhd1a
Product: DDHD domain containing 1a
Exons: 14
Coding region: 521-3205 (894 amino acids)
Cellular component (GO): cytoplasm
Molecular function (GO): glycerophospholipase activity; metal ion binding
Source: RefSeq, a predicted model, not a curated record